UUUUUGACUGUCUUUUCCCUAAAUGUAAGGAUAACUUUCUAGGUUUGCAUUGCACUAGAGCAAUGUUGUUUAAAAAUCUUUGAAAUGCUUUGACAUUUACUAGCAAAGCUGACAUACCAGAAGAUUUCAGGGAGUUUAUCCAAGCAGGUGCCUGAAUUGAAUAUACUCCAUCUCAUUUUGAUUAAAAAAAUGGCCUUUUCUUGCUGCUUCACCUGUUGCCCCUUGAUCGCACAGCCUUCAGGAGAGAGGGAACCUCUGAAUCCUCAGCACUCAAGAAAAUGUCAAAGGAUCACAAAUGUUAAUUUCACCAAGGGGACACCCCUUAUCAUGAAACGAGUCAAUGUGCCUGAACUUGAUGCACUGUUCAAUAGCAUUGCCGAGACCUUCAAUAAGCAACAAGAUCAUUGCUUGUCUCUCCGAGAAGCUAUACAGAUCUUAAGGAACUCCUAUGACUGUUCACCCAUAAGCAGCCUUUCUGUUUGCAUGGAGAAGAUCUCGCAGGAACAUAGUGCUUACAAUGUCCAGGUGUGUAUGGAAGGAUACAGGUUUUGGCUAGAUGUGGGAGUGGAGGAAGUCCCUCAGAAACUGAAGCAGACUCAGCAGCAGGUGGAGAAAUUGAAUUCUGCUACCAAAGGAAUAGUUAGUACAACAAUAGAGGAGAUGAUUUACUCAGUUCACCAGUGCCAGGACAGUUUGAUGGAGAAAGUGAAAGACUCAUCACCUGAGUACCUAGACUGGAUACGUUUAGAAAGCAACCUGAAAGAAAACAUUGAAAAGGUAAAUCAAGCACAGGAGUAUUCAGAGGAGUAUAGAGAAGAAGCCAAUUAUGUGCUGUUGAAUAUGGCAAAAUCAGCAGAUGUGACAUUGUAAAGCAGUGGUUCCCAACCUUUUUUUUGGCCAUGCCCCACCUAAGCAUUUCUAAAAUCCUGAUGCCCCACCCCCCGACAUAUAAUUCUUACUAUUCAAAAAGUGAACUCCUACUCAUGCAGAGGAAUCCUAAAAGGCCAUUAACUUGGUUUAAACAAGGUUCCAAAGAACAUGGCAUCCAUGAAAGAGAAAAAUAAAAGAACGAAAGACAGUAGAAGUACUGAGGAACUUAAUAAAUAAUAGUAUGAAGGGAUAUGAAAAAACAGCAAGUAAAGUUUCAAAACAUAAUAGAGAACUGAAAUGCAUAAAUAUAAUAUUAAUGAAAGCUUUUUCUGUAAUACUUUGAUCAUAUUAAUUACUAUACAUAUACAUAUUAAAAUAAAGGUACCUAACAAAUUCAAAAUACAAUUUGAGCUCACCUCAAGAUCAUAUUUACAAUGCAAUCCUAUGCAUGUCUACUCAGAAGUAAGUACCAUUGUCUUCAAUGGAGCUUACUCCCAGGAAAAUGUUGUAGGAUUGCAGCUUUAGUCUACUUAAGUUAGUGAGAUCCUUGUGCUUGAUGGCUGCUGCAGAGAGAUUUUAUAUUGGUUCUGGGAGGGGGGAGAAAUUGUCCCCCUCAGAACAGGUUCACAAUUUGGGUGUCCUCCUAGACUCACAGCUAAGAUUAGAGCAACAUCUGACAGCUGUGGCUAGGGGGACCUUUGCACAGGUUCGCCUGGUGCACCAAUUGCGACCCUACUUGGAUCGGGAGGCUCUCCUCACAGUCACUCAUGCCCUUGUCACCUCACGGUUGGAUUAUUGCAACACGCUCUACAUGGGGCUACCCUUGAAAAGUGUUCGGAGACUACAGUUGGUCCAGAACGCAGCCGUGCGAGCUGUCGUGGGUGCACCUAGGUACACCCACAUUACACCAAUUCACCGCGAGCUGCACUGGCUCCCUAUUGGUCUCCAGUCACAAUUCAAGGUGUUGGUUAUUACCUUUAAAGCCCUACAUGGCUCAGGGCCAGGGUAUCUUCGAGACUGCCUUCUACCACAUAACUCCCAACGACUGGUAAGAUCCCACAGAGUUGGUCUCCUCCGGGUCCUGUCAGCUAAACAAUGCCGACUGGCGGGCCCGCGGGGGAGGGCCUUCUCUGUGGCUGCCCCAGCUCUCUGGAACAAGUUACCUCCUGAGGUCCGGACCAUCCCCACCCUAUUGGCCUUCUGAAAAGCGGUGAAGACCUGGCUUUUCCGGCAGGCCUGGGGCCGUUGAUCUCACUCUUGCGAUCCGGCGAGAUCCGUCCAUGAAUGGUGUGAAUGAGUUUUAAUGUUUUUAAUGUUUUUAAUUUUAAAAUGUUUUUUAUAAUGAUUUUUUAAAAUGCAUUGUGAGCCGCCCUGAGUCUUCGGAGAGUGGCAGCAUACAAAUUGAAUUAAUAAAUAAUAAAUAAAUAAAUAUUAAGCUCCAAUUUAGUCAGCUUCAUUCUCAAGUCUCCUCGUUCAGUGAUAUCCAGUCGAUUUCUUUUCUUCAGUAGCAAAUCAUUUACAGCACUAAAGCCACAUUCAGCUAAAUAUGAAGAUGGGAAUGGUAACAGCAGUUUUCUUGCAAAGUAGGUUGAAUUUGGGUAUUUAGUUUCUGUCUCAUCACAAAGCCAUGCCUUUCAUGCAUAGGGUUUGUGACUAAAAGGAAUAAAUGUGAGAAAAACUUAUAAAAUGAUGCAAAUUAUUAAAAGAAAUAACUAUUAAAAGAUGGCACAGAAAGAGGGAAAUUUUCAAAACAUUCUUAGCUUAAUUUAUUAAAGAAAGGGGGGAUGUAACCUAUGACCCCCCUACUCGCCCACUCGGUUUGAACCUGCAGCUUAGUGGGGAAAUGCUUUGGUAGUUCAGUAGGUGGAAGUGAAUCAUGCAAGCCUGGCAAAGCUUACGCAUGCGUGGCCCAGCCCCAGAUUGCUCUGAGGGGAAAAGUCUCGUAAAACAUGGCCUGAGAAAACACAGACUAAAAAUAACUGUACUUCUAAUAAUUUCUUACUUAAACUUGGGUCCUGGUUCUGUAUUCUCACUGCUGGGCUUCCCCCAGCAGCCAUCCACUCUGUCUCCCCACAGAGCACCUCUCCCUGCAACCACCCAGCAGCAAAGCCCACAGGAAAGAGAGAGAGAGAGAUUCUGCCAGUCCCAUGAUCCUUGGGACACAUCUGAUUGACUGGCAGUUGCUCCUUCCUCCCCUCAGCUGGGAUAUCCUUUUCAGACCAGGCCCUAGGAAAUGCACUUUAACAAAGACAACAAUAGAUAAAUGAAACACAGCUGUUUUAUCACAAAACAUAUAAGAACAAUUAGCGGGCUUUCAAAAAUUCAGUUAAUAGUUCAUAUUCGAAUUGCUCCCAUUAAAAAUCAAAUUGCCCCCCUGUGGGGCAUGGGCCCACAUUGGGAACCAUUGCUGUAAAGAGAACGAGCAAGUUGCAUUCUGUUUUUCUUAUCUGAAAGCUUCAUCAAGUUGCAACAGAAAACCCCAUUGCUACAUGAGCUAUUUUAAAUUUAGAUGUUAGAAUAUACCCUGAAAUGUCUUAUAGAAAUGGCAUAUGCCCAUGGUCUCCAGAAAAUCUUAAAUGUUUUCUGAACAUAAAUCUUAAAUAUUCAGUAAAUGACAAAAAUUAACUAGCAAAUUGGCUCUGGGUAGAGGUUGCUUUUGUUAUGACAUCUGUCUUUAGCAAAAGAUAGGGCUCCUUAAAUGCUGUCAUUCUAAAGAUAGUUCUACUUGUAAAGGAAAAAGAGAUUAUAAAUAAUAAUGAAGCUGGUUCAUAAAGACUUCUGGAGUUUAAAAAGUUUGUAUUUCUACAGAAUGGACAGGGACCUUCUAGAAUACACAGAGGCGUUCACAUCACAAAGUUUCUAAUCCAAUCAAGCUAUUCAAAGCAUAGAGCACUUCACACCUGUUUUUAGCUUAAGGGGAACAUCUUCUCUGGAAUUAUAAACCAAUUUCUUUAUUGAACAAUGAUUUGUAAAAUGUUUUCAUCCGUUUUGGCAGAAAACCCAAAAUGUACUUAGAGGAGUUCAUUCAUAAAGAUCAAUGUUAAUUUUCUAUUUGAAAGAUAAUUUUUUAAAAAUGUCAGAACUGCGCUGGAUGUAACAAAGUGACUACCAACAAUGUAAUGGAAAACAAGCUGACCUGAUAUUCUUAGGCUAAGAAAGCCUUUGAUAAUUUGUACUGGCCCUUUUUGUUUAAAGUUUUGGAAGAUGUAUAAUUUGAUAAGAACUUUAUUCAAGGAACUAAGUUGACAUAUACAUCUCAAAAGGCUUGAAUUAUAGUUAAUGGUGAUUUGAUUUUUAAAAAUUGCAAUUUUUUUGGCUUAAAUAUUAUAUACAGUUGAAUCAAUAGAAAUGUAUGGUACAUGGAAGAAAGGAUUGAAAUUUACAUUGAAUUAUAACCUUAAAAGAGAAUUUUUGUAAAAUGAUAUAUUGCUGGUAAUUCAUAAACUGUCAAAAACAUACAAGGAAUUUUCAAAUAUUUGUUGGAAAUGUAAUCAAACAGAGCAUUUUCUUCUUCUUUGGUGAACAUGCACGAAAGUUAGAAAAUAUUGGAGAAGGAAAAUUUGCCAUCAGAAGAAGAUUUAAUUAGAAAAAUUUUAGAAUGCGCAGAGAUGGACAAAUUAACAAAAAAACUCAAGGAGAAAGAGGAUAUAGAAUAUUACAAAGUAUGGUGUAGAUAGUAUGAAUGGUUGGAGAAUAGGAAAAAUGAGAAAGAGGAAUAAAGGAGAGGGGGGGAAAUGUUGAAGAUCAAGUUACAAUGUAGACAAAAUAAAGAAAGAUGGAAAAUAAUUGUUGAAUAAGACAAAGUUAAAAUAUGUGUAAAUAGAUGUAAAUAGCAAGAAAGGAUCACUUCGAAAUAGCUGUAGGAAAAAGUGAUAUGUAUAUAAAUGUUGUGUGUUUGUGUCUUGUUUUAAUGUAUUCAAAAUAAAAAACUUUUUUAAAAAAAAGAAAGUUAGAAAAUAUUGGGAUCAAGUAUGCAUUCUGAUUCAGAAGAUUUUAAAAGUGAAUGUACAAUUGAAACCAGAGAUCUUUCUUUUGGAUUUAAUGAACAAACAAGUGGAAACACCUUAGAGAACUUUGCUUUCAUAUAUGAAAAGAGCAACAAAAUAUUUAUAUGCACAAAGGUAGAAGGAUUUAGAAUUACCUAUAAUGGAAGAAUGGAUGGUGAAGCAGAUGGAAUUUUUUUUUUUUUUUUGGACCUUAAUGCAGAAAACUUGGAAGACCAAUGUGAUUCAUUUUUUUUUUUUUUACAUAUUUGCACUUGGUGUUGCAUAGGAUUUUAUUAAUUCAGGAUCAGUAUUGGAAAUUAAUUCUAAUACAGAGGUAAUAUAAUCCAACUACAAUGAAUGUUGAUAUUUUAUCUUGUUCUAAAAUAAUAGUCCAUUUGUUGAUGCCUUUUUAUUUUACCAAUAAAAAGGUAUUUUAUUCUGCUUUAUUCUGAAAA
Molecule: messenger RNA, 5311 nt
Organism: Pantherophis guttatus
Lineage: Eukaryota; Metazoa; Chordata; Lepidosauria; Squamata; Colubridae
Source: RefSeq, a predicted model, not a curated record